This is a messenger RNA of Microtus ochrogaster (prairie vole), 1629 nucleotides long. RefSeq names its product EF-hand calcium-binding domain-containing protein 1-like. Bases 722 to 1444 code for a protein of 240 amino acids. The transcript has 5 exons. Gene Ontology annotation, molecular function: calcium ion binding. The record is from RefSeq and is a predicted model, not a curated record. NCBI's taxonomy places the organism in Eukaryota, Metazoa, Chordata, Mammalia, Rodentia, Cricetidae.
UUUGGUUGUGACCGAAGCAACUCUCCUGAGAAGGAUGAAAGAAUAUUUAUGGGGUGUUGUCCCUUAUAUUAAUUCAAUGACUACAAUAAUGUGGAAGUUAAUAACACACCUUCCUUUUUCCACCAAAACUUGCCUUUUCUCUUUUGGGCGAUUUUAUACCAAGUUGACAAACAAGGCGCAUCUCUUACAGAAUGACAGCUGCCAGAAAGUGAUGAGUGUCUGCUGAAACGUUUGCUGUCUUCAUACCAGUGCUAGCUUUUUGGGGGCACUUAGGAGUCCUUUGGUUGCCCUUGAGUGUCCAAAUUUAAUUUUACCCAAAAUACAGAUUUGGAGUAGGUGACAGCCUUUGAAGGAGCUAUUCAUAGCUUGGGAAAUUAUUGUAAUCUAAAGAAGGGCUUUGUAAUAAUUUUUAGUUAUAUGUUCAAAUAGAGAGAAAAAUGUUUGGAAUUUUCACUGAGGUGAAAUUUCAAAGUGAAAAUACCAUUUUACACGAUCUUAAAUGUAGAAGUGGCUACAGUUUUCAGAUACACAGAACUUUAACGACUUCCCUGUAUAUGUACUGUCUGGCAGCAUCCAUUUCUUUAUCUUUCCAGCUGCUUGAGAAUGUUCUGACUAGUUGCUAGGAGGUUGCCAAUGGCCACAUUCUGUUUUGGAGUAGUAGAGUUAGUGUCAGUUUAGAAGUAGACUAUUGGAGAAAGCAGUGUGCUGAAGCCACUCUAAAAUGGAGCAAAGGCCUCUGAAGAAGCUGGUGGAAUCCAUCAGUAAAACUGUCAAGAGCUUCAAGAAAAGUGAGAUUGAAUGUCUCAUACGCCUUUUCUGUAGCUUGGCGGAAAGGCCCAGUGGAAAGCUUGCUAAUGCCAGACUAGACUGCAGCACGUUUCGGGGGAUCCUACACAACAUAUUUGGAAUGACUGAUGAUACGUUGAUGAAUAGGGUGUUCUCUGUAUUUGACAAAGACGGUGACAACUAUAUAAAUACACAAGAGUGGGUUAAAGGACUGUCAGUGUUUCUCCGAGGAACUUUUGAAGAAAAGAUGAAAUUCUGUUUUGAAGUUUAUUAUUUAACUGGAGAUGGUUAUAUUUCCCGGGAAAAGAUUUUUGACAUGUUGAAGAAUAGUCUCUCCCAGCAGUCCCCUGAAGAAGAAAAUGAGGAAGGAAUAAGGGAGUUGGUGGAAAUAAGCCUGAAGAAAAUGGACCAUGACAAUGAUGGCAAGAUCUCUUUUGCAGACUUUGAAAAAGCGGUAAAAAAAGACAGGCUUUUGUUGGAGGCCUUUGGACCAUGUCUACCAGAUGCAAAGGUAGUUACAAAUACUAUACUUAAAGUAGAUGAGAGAAAAAUUUCAUUAACAUUAUAUAACGUGUGUGUGUGUGUGUGUGUGUGUGUGUGUGUGUGUGUGUGUGUAAGGUAUGCAUGCCAUGUGCUGGCCAGUUUUAUGCCAACUUGACACAACCUAGAGUCAUUUCAAAGAGUGACCUGAGAAGAUGCCUCCGUAAGAUCGGGCUGUAGGACAUUUUCUUAAUUAGAGAUUGAUGGGGGAUGGUUCAGCCCAUUGUGAGUGAGGGGUUGUCAUCCCUGGGCUGAUGAUGGUCUUGUGUUUUAUAAGAAAGCAGGCUGGGCAAGCCAAAGGAA